AUGGGAGAUUUUGUGCCAUUGGAAGUACAUUCUGUGAAUGUCAGUUUUGAAUCUGAAUAUUCAAAAGAGAAUAAAUAUAAAUUUAUUUAUGGAGAGAAAGAAGAUUGGAGAAUUUCAGGUGUAGGUUUUGUAAUUUGUCAAGAAGAAAAAUUAGUAGUUGCAUCAGGUUACCAUAUAAAGAUAUUCUCUAUUAAUUCUAUUAAAGAUGAAUUAGUUAAACCUAUUAACUUAGGAAAUUUUAGAAAUGAGAUCAAUUGUUUUUCUUUUAGAAGUGAUGGUAAACUUAUAGCAGUAGCUACUAAAGGAGGAGAAUGUGAUAUCAUAGAUAUACAGACACGUUCAACUCUUCGACGUCUUAUUUUUGAAGGAGAAUCUUUAACAGCUAUUACUUUUUCUAAAGAUAAAUCUAAGAUUAUAGGUGGUACUACUAAUGGUAAAUUAAUUGUAUGGGAUAUUGCAACAGGGGAUAAACUUAUUAUUAAGGAUAUUCAUAAUGAUAUUAUUAAAUCAAUAAUUUUUAUAGACUAUGAAUAUAAUUUAGAUAAUGAUGUAAUAAAUAAUAAUUCUAGUAUAGAUUUAUCAAUAGAUACCUUUGCAACAUGUAGUUAUGAUGGUACUAUACGAUUAUGGUGUAUAACCAAAAUAUCAAAUUCAUCUCUAAAUAAACUUUCUGAGGAUAAAUUUGAAUUAGAAUUUAUAAAGGAAUAUAAACAUGAAGCUCCCGUAGAAUGUUUAAAAUAUAUAACUCCAGGAAUUUUAGUUUCUGCUGGUGGUACCUCUGUUAAAUUAUGGAAUAUUAAAGAUAAAGAAGAAAAUCAAUCUCCUAUAUUAAUGAAUUUUUGUAAUUUUGGUCGUACAGUUACUUCAUUAGAUAUUAAUGGAGAUAUUAUUCUUGCUGGUUCUUUAGAUCGUAAUUUGAGUUUUUUAGAUAUUAAAUCUUUUGAAGUUUUGAAUUCUUUUCAUUUCCUAAGUGGAAUUCAAGGGGUAGCAAUUUCAAAAAAUGCAAGAUAUAUUUUAAUAGCUUUAGAAGAUGGAAAUUGGAUAUGUAGACAAAAAUCUGUAACUUUAUCAAAUAAUUUAAAAAAACAAGAUAAAUAUGGACGUACCAAAAAUAUAAUUCGUACUGGUACUUUAAGAUAUUUUAGAAGAGGGAGAAAUUCAAAACCUGAUAUUUCACAUAUCAAGAUUAAUGCACCAAAAAAGAAGAUUACUCAACUAGAUCGUCUUCUUAAAGCAUAUGCUUAUGGUAAAGCAUUAGAUUUAGCAUUAAAUAUAAGUUGGUUACAUGUUUUGACAGUUUUAGAAACUCUUUCAUCUAGAGGAGCUCUUCAUAUUGUAUUUAAAGAUAUAUCAAAGGAUAAGUUACUAAUUAUACUCAAAAUGUUAUCACGAAGUAUUGGACGUUGUAAUCCUUCUCAUUAUUGUAUAAUUACUGAAGCAAUUCAACAUAUUUUAAAUGAAAGUAAUUGGCAAAAAUUAUUUCCAUUAAAUUCAGAUAUAUCGAAAUCUAUUACCGAAAUUACAGAUGCAGUGAAAAGAUUAAUUCAUAAAGUUACAUUAGAGAUUCAACAGCAUAAUAUACUUAAAGAAUUAGAUGGAAUGAUUGAAUUAAUAUUAUCAAAUUACAAUGACACUUGA
Cryptosporidium muris RN66 is the source of this 1638-nucleotide messenger RNA. RefSeq lists its product as uncharacterized. The coding region runs from base 1 to 1638 and encodes 545 amino acids. The transcript has a single exon. Gene Ontology annotation, biological process: rRNA processing; positive regulation of transcription by RNA polymerase I. The record is from RefSeq and is a predicted model, not a curated record. Gene Ontology annotation, molecular function: protein binding. Lineage: Eukaryota; Apicomplexa; Conoidasida; Eucoccidiorida; Cryptosporidiidae. Gene Ontology annotation, cellular component: nucleolus.